AUGGAUAUUUCUGAUGCUAAUGUAACUAUUACAUAUGAUCUGAACGACACCCCAGCGGUACCUGCCGUAAAAGAAGAAGGCUUAUCUAUUUUGUGCUUCGUGGCGGCACUCAGUCACGCUGUCAGCGAAGAAGUUCUUUUUGGACCAAAUACAUGGGCAGUUCUCGUUGCUGGUUCCAAUGGCUGGGAUAACUACAGGCAUCAGGCUGAUUUCUGCCAUGCUUACCAUUCCCUUAUUCGAAAAGGUGUUCCACAGGAAAACAUUAUAACCCUCAUGUAUGAUGAAAUCGCCCAAAACCCCGAGUAA
Molecule: messenger RNA, 306 nt
Organism: Nezara viridula (southern green stink bug)
Lineage: Eukaryota; Metazoa; Arthropoda; Insecta; Hemiptera; Pentatomidae
Source: the annotation of a GenBank genome assembly